AUGUUACAGCAGAAGCUGUCAGCGUCAAUUGCGCCUAUGACGUCACCGUCAACGACGGAUGAUUCCUCCCGAUCCAGGCCGCUCGUGGGGAGCGUUAAGACCUUUGAGGGUAAGGAUGGAGAGAAUUCUCUUCUCUGGGUGAGAGAGGUCGAGAUGACUCUGGCAUCCGCCAUGCUCCAAAACGAGCAGAAGCGCGUGGCGCUAGCUAUCUCCAAGCUUGGGGACCGAGCGCGAGAAUGGGCAUUUACGUGCGGUGCUUCGGUUGAAGCUGCGUUUCCCUCCUUGAAGGAGCUGAUGCGUCAGCUUCUGCGAGUGUUCUCGCCGACUAAUCAGGCGUAUCGCGUGCGAUUGCGUUUCCUUGCUGCCCGACAAGGCAAGAAGGAGUUGGUGGACUUUGUCCAAGAGUUGGAAACUCUUAUUGCGGGGAUGGCAGCAGAUCCUCUCCCCGAGGCAGUCGCAGUGAACAUCUUUAUGAAAGGUCUCCGCGCUGGCGUGGCCAGAAUGGCAGGCUUCCGCGUGCAUUCGUCUUCUUCUGAAGUAGUGAUGAAUUUGGCAUUGAAUGCCAAAUUAAACUUUAGGCCGCUUCAGCUUGGUUGGAAUGCCCACCGUCAGGGCUCGUCUAGCGGGCCUGAGCCAAUGCGUCUCAGCUAUGCUGCGAGAUAG
Messenger RNA from Plasmopara halstedii, 663 nucleotides. Its product is annotated as Retrotransposon gag domain. The transcript has a single exon. NCBI's taxonomy places the organism in Eukaryota, Oomycota, Peronosporomycetes, Peronosporales, Peronosporaceae. The coding region runs from base 1 to 663 and encodes 220 amino acids. The record is from RefSeq and is a predicted model, not a curated record.